Molecule: messenger RNA, 1536 nt
Organism: Phaedon cochleariae (mustard beetle)
Lineage: Eukaryota; Metazoa; Arthropoda; Insecta; Coleoptera; Chrysomelidae
Source: the annotation of a GenBank genome assembly
AUGAAGUUUCUAGCUGAAACGCUUGAGUACACCGGCUUCUCUCCUGAGCUGGUAUUAAAAAAAUUCUUCAGGAGAGGAGCAGCUAUUACUGUUGAUGAAACAUGGGUUAUCUAUGCAGAUGAGGAGACUGAGUCAAAAACAAUAAUGACUAUAAGUUCAACAAAUAUCAAUCAGCAUUUGACCUAUGGCAGCAAGAAGGGCAGUGCUCCUCUGGGAAGAAAUACCCCAACCAUAGCAAGACUAGCUAGUUGCUUCUCUCAUAUCGUCUGUUACUUCCUAUCUCAAGGAGUCGGCAAGACAUACAUUGAUGAAUCAGUGAUAGACAAGACAGCUGGACAACAAUUGCCAAGACUCAUGCUAUCUAACAUGUUUGUCGGGUUGGUUCCUCAGGCGGAGGACAGUGCUGAGUUAAUAGACUAUUGUAGGAUGAGGAACCUGUUGAAUUUCAGUAGGACAAGAACUGACGAAUCCUUCAAAAUCAGCAUAAAGUUUCUUGCUGAAACGCUUGAGUACACCGGCUUCUCUCCUGAGCAAGUAUUAAAAGAAUUCUUCAGGAGAGGAUCAGCUAUCACUGUUGAUGAAACAUGGGUUAUUUAUGCAGAUGAGGAGACUGAGUCAAAAACAAUAAUGACUAUAAGUUCAAAAAAUAUCAAUCAGCAUUAUUUGGUCUUGCACAUCUUUUUCCUCGUGAUGAGAGGAACAGCUGCCAAGAAAGCAUUGGAGAAGAUCCAAAAGCAAUGGGUAAAGCCAUUAAACUUCAUAUUCAAUGCGUAUAAGACCUAUAGCAGGAAGAAGGGCAGUGCUCCUCUGGGAAGAAAUACCCCAACCAUAGCAAGACUAGCUAGUUGCUUCCCUCAUAUUGUCUGUUACUUCCUGUCUCAAGGAGUCGGCAAGACAUACAUUGAUGAAUCAGUGAUAGAAAAGACAGCUGGACAACAAUUGCCAAGACUCAUGCUAACUAACAUGUUUGUCGGGUUGGUUCCUCAGGCGGGGGACAGUGCUGAGUUAAUAGACUAUUGUAAAGUCUAUCACUUCAUGUUAGACAUGAAAUUGUCAAGAAAGAACCCUAAACAGUUAAGUGGUACAGUUAGGGAUGUAGAGACUUAUACCUCCGCAGCAGUGAACUCAAGUUUUCUUAGCCAAGAAGUAGAGACAUUCUUUUUAGGUGUCUUUGGUUUAACCCAAGGUGACACAUUAUCACCACAAAUUAAAAGAAUUUGUGUUGGCUCACGCAUCUCGUGGAAUUAUGCUACCACAUCAAAGGAUCUACCUGAGUACUUUGCAAACGUAGCAAAUAUUCCAGCAAUGGACCCAAUUCAAGAAUUCAAAACUGUGGAAAACAUGGAUAACCCUGCCAAGUUGUUAGGAGAUACACUGGUCAUUCUUGUAUCCACCAUAAUGACUAGGGGUUUGUCUGCAAAAGAUGAAUGGCCUUCUGGUGCAGAGGGCAUACCUAACAUGCUAAUGGGUUCACAGACUCACGACGAUGUGAUCACCAAUAGGGAAGCCUUGAGUUUCACCCACAACGUCGCUUAG